Messenger RNA from Cyclopterus lumpus (lumpfish), 2785 nucleotides. It is a transcript of the gene gal3st1b, whose product is annotated as galactose-3-O-sulfotransferase 1b. Gene Ontology annotation, biological process: myelination; galactosylceramide biosynthetic process. Gene Ontology annotation, molecular function: galactosylceramide sulfotransferase activity. The transcript has 4 exons. The coding region runs from base 1392 to 2666 and encodes 424 amino acids. Gene Ontology annotation, cellular component: membrane. The record is from RefSeq and is a predicted model, not a curated record. NCBI's taxonomy places the organism in Eukaryota, Metazoa, Chordata, Actinopteri, Perciformes, Cyclopteridae.
AGUGAGGGGAUGAUUAGUGUUGUCCAUGUGAAUAUUCAGAUCGCCCAACAGAAUGAUGUUGGGAGACAGUGAGCAGAUGUGUGUGAGAAGUGUGGUGAAUUCAUUGAUGAAGUCCUUGUUUGGUUUGGGUGGGCGGUAAAUGUUGAGUAAAACGGUUGGAGUAGGACCAUUCAGCUGUAGAGCCACAGAUUCGAAUGUCUGGGAUACUGGCAAAGAUAAUGACGAGACCUUCCAAGUCUCGCGGUGAAGUAUCGCGAGACCUCCUCCUCUUCCGGUGAGACGGGGGUGUGCGGUGUAAACAAACCCAGGUGGAACAGACUCGUUCAGAGAAAGUCCAACUUGUGGUCGAGGAGGAGGUCUUGUAGUAGCUGUCCCUUGCCUGAGAGGGAACGGAUGUUAAAUAAUCCAAACAUGACGUCGGAGUGUUGGUUGGUGAAGCUAACGUUAGCCGACCUGGCUAGGCUGGCUAACUUGGUGUGGUCCACCUUCCUGUGGGUUGGUUUUUUCUGACGACGGGUGGAGGACCAGAUGGAGUUAAUGGCAGUGGAGUCAUCGAUGCGGUGGUAUCGCCCCGCUCCGCGGUGAAUGUACCUCCGGCGGUGGCGAGCGAUGUCCGGGAAGUUGUAUAAUACAGGCGGAGGAGCAGAACGGAGGAAUCUAAAUUGGAGGAGCUCCGUGCUCAGGUAGUGGGUCAGGGGUGAUUCUGGGAGUAUUAGGAGGGACAGGACAGUCCACAGGAGCACAACGCUCACAGCAAGCUUGUAGCUCCACAUGAUCCACGGCCACGGGCAGAUGUUCGCCGAGCAGCGUAGCUGUCAGCGUUCGGGUAGGCAGGACAACAAACUCGCUUUACGCACAGUUCCUAUUAAACUAAACGGGAUGACAGUAAAUAGGUGGUCUGCUGCAAACUGUGCAGAAAAUCGUAGAAAAAUCGUCGAAAAAACAAUAAAACAACCGGAGAGCAGCGGCAGCUAGAUGCGCCAGCGUUCACUUCACUCAGUGAAUCAACAGGUGAAUGCAAUCACCAAUCACUAGACCAGUGUUCUUAUGACUUGACCAACAAAAAACUAAAAAAAAGAUGUUCAUCAGUACACCCUCCAUAUGUGCAAUAUCGUCACCAUCGCACAUAAACAUUGAUACAGUGAUUUGUCCCCGCUACACUGUUAGGCCGCUGUUGAAGAUAUAUCAGUUCUAUUUUACAAACCACUUCAGCUCCUGUGGGUGGAGAAUGCACAUCUGACUUCUUUGACUCCUCACAGCCAAUGAGAUAGGACUUCAGGGAGCGUGCACAGCAUGUUGAACAAUAGAGGGUUCUCUUUCACCGUUGUGGAUAAUCCUCACUCCGACACUGCUAAUGCUGUCAUCUGCAGGUUAACCUUUGGGUGUUAAGGAUGUCUGGCAUCAAAGGAAAGAAGUGCCGCUUUGUGACACAAAGGCGGAUUCUCUGGGUUUUAUUGACCAGCAUCAUACUGGUGCUGUACGGCUUGACGAACCCACGACAAGGAAAGAAUGGGGUCUCCCAACCAGGCACAUGUCCUCUCACUGUGGCAAAAUUAUUGGAGGCAAAUGUGAGCAUGCCUUCUCAAAGCACAAAGUCAGAAGAGUGCUCCCCCAAAGUAAACAUCAUGUUCAUGAAGACCCAUAAAACCGCUAGCAGCACCAUACUCAACAUCCUUUUCAGAUAUGGAGAACAGCACCAGUUGAAAUUCGCCUUCCCUGAUGGGCGCAAUGACUUCUUCUACCCAUCACCGUUCCUGUGCUCCCAGGUGAAGGACUACAGCCCUGGAGACUGUUUCAACAUUGUUUGUAACCACAUGCGCUUCGACCACCACGAAGUAGCCAAGCUCCUGCCUCCGGAUGCCGUGUACAUCACCAUCUUACGAGACCCGGUGUCUCUUUUUGAGUCGUCGUUCCAUUAUUAUCGCAGAGCAGUUCCUCUCACCUGGAGCAUCGACGGAGAAGACAAACUGGCAGAGUUUCUAAACAAUCCUCAGAGUUUCUACAGCACCGGCGCAUUCAACUCAUUCUACCUGAAAAAUAUGCUAUUUUUUGACUUUGGUCUGGACAACAACCUAGAGGCUGAUGAUCCCCGUGUAAUGAGUGACAUUCAUAACUUAUCCAAACAUUUUCAUCUUGUGCUCUUCGCAGAAUAUUUUGAGGAGUCUCUUGUCCUGCUUAAGGACACACUGUGUUGGACCACGGAGGACAUCCUGUAUUUUAAAAUGAACGCUCGCAGGUGCUCAUCUGUAUCUCAUCUGACCCCUGAGUUGAGAGAGAAAGCUUUACAGUGGAACGGGGCUGACUGGAGACUCUACCAGUACUUCAAUGCUACCUUCUGGGCCAGAGUAGAGGCGUAUGGGAGAGACCGAAUGAAACAGGAGGUUAGUGAGCUGAGGAGAAGGAAUUCUGAGAUGCAGGACAUCUGUAUCGAGGAUGGAGGUGCAGUCGAGGCUCAAAAGAUUCAAGACAGACGUUUCCAGCCCUGGCAGCCAAUUGGAGAGUCUUCCAUCCUGGGGUACAACAUGAAGAAAAACAUUGAUCUGAAAUUCAGGACAAUUUGUGAGAAAAUGCUCACACCUGAAAUACAAUACUUGUCAGACCUGGGUGUAAGACUGUGGCUUACUAAAACAUGGGGUUGGUUAAAAGAUGCUGUUUUUACUGUUUGACUUGGAUUCAAACAUUUAAUUUGCAAUUUAUCCUGAAACCAAAUCUUUCAGUUUUUCUUGUGAUUAAUGCAUUCUUAAUGUUAUUUCUAUGUGUAAAUUAAAAGUUAAAUUCCUCUUUA